Mesocricetus auratus (golden hamster) is the source of this 1937-nucleotide messenger RNA. RefSeq names its product sodium-dependent glucose transporter 1A. The record is from RefSeq and is a predicted model, not a curated record. The transcript is spliced from 4 exons. Bases 403 to 1680 code for a protein of 425 amino acids. NCBI's taxonomy places the organism in Eukaryota, Metazoa, Chordata, Mammalia, Rodentia, Cricetidae. Gene Ontology annotation, biological process: transmembrane transport.
GCGGCUGCUGCACAGCGGCUCCACCUGACGGAGACCCCGGCGGAGAGCGAGCUGGCCUCGGGGACCUCCCGGAGGAGUGGCCGGGCCAGGAGCACGCUGCGCUGGUUCUCCACCGCGGUCCUGUAUGCAGCCUUCCUGGGGCUGGUGAGAGCUGAGGCUGUACCCCUCCCAGAGUGGGGUGCGAGCCUCCUGCAGGGGAUCUGCUCUUUCCCCUGGACUCACCUUUCCUGUCUCAUGUUGUGUGACCUUGGGCACUUUAGUUUCAUCCACUAAUACAGUUUUAAUCAUGAAGGGCCACUGUCAAGAACGCGGUUGAUUUUGUCUAACAAGUUUUCACCACACAGUCUGUCUUCUUAGGGUCCCUCAGAGAACUGGGGAGACUGAAAAGAGGUUGCCAAGGGAAUGAGUGUUGCUAUACUGGGACCCACAUUUCAAGACCUGGCAGAGAACGUGAACAGAAAUAUCAGCAGCCUGUCUCUUAUAUUUGUGGGCCGUGCCUCUGGGGUAUUGUGUGGCACCAUGAUUGGUGGGGUUCUCUUUGACCACAUGAAUCAGUACUUUCUCUUGGGGAUGUCAAUGGUGGCAACGACAGUGGGCCUUUAUCUCAUCCCUUUCUGCAAGACAGAAGUCUUAUUGAUCAUUACCAUGUCUGUCUUUGGGGCUGCCAUUGGUGCCGUGGAUACAGGUGCAAACGUCCUCAUCUUGGCUCUAUGGGGUGACAAAGGAGCCCCACACAUGCAGGCCUUGCACUUCAGUUUUGCCUUGGGUGCUGUCCUGGCUCCCCUGUUGGCUAAAUUGGCCUGGGGAACAUCAGCAUCCACUCAGAACCACACAGCGCCUGGCUUUGACCCUCUAGUGUUGAACGGAUCCUCCAAAGCUACCACAGACUCUCUGUUUGCAGUUCCUGAGAACAUGAACCUGCUGUGGGCAUAUGCUUCCAUUGGCACCUAUAUUUUAGUAGUUUCUCUCUUUCUGUUUGGUCUGUUUUGUAUUAAACACUCAAGACAGAAAAAAUCCACGGCAUCUGCUCAGAGAGCUCGAAGAGCUAAAUAUCACAGGGCCCUGCUCUGUCUCCUCUUCAUGUUCUUCUUCUUUUAUGUUGGAGCCGAGGUGACAUUCGGCUCUUACAUAUUCUCCUUCGCCACCACCCAUGUUGGCAUGGAAGAAAGUGAAGCAGCCGGCUUGAACUCCAUCUUCUGGGGGACCUUUGCUGCCUGCAGGGGCCUGGCCAUCUUCUUUGCAACAGUCCUAAAGCCUGGAACCAUGAUUGUGUUGAGUAACAUUGGCAGCCUUGUCUCAUCUUUCUUUCUGGUGCUUUUUGACAAGAGCCCUCUUUGUCUCUGGAUCGCAACUUCUGUGUAUGGAGCCUCGAUGGCAACCACGUUUCCCAGUGGAGUUUCCUGGAUUGAGCAGUACACCAGCAUCAGCGGGAAAUCUGCAGCAUCCUUUGUAAUUGGUGCUGCUCUAGGAGAUAUGGUGAUGCCUGCAGUAAUUGGAAUUCUUCAAGGACACUACCCAGAUCUACCAAUCGUUCUGUACACCUGUCUGGGGUCGGCCAUAUUCACUGCUGUUUUAUUUCCUGUGAUGUAUAAGUUAGCCACCUUACCCCUGGAACACCCACACAAAGGAAAAAGAAAACAAGAGGACCAGAAAGCUUUGUCCACUAGUUCUCGGCUAUGAGCAAGAGACUAAAUGGGAAGAUACAAAACAGAAAGGGGUGAAAUGGAUUUUGAAGUAGUUGAAAUGAGUGACCCAAUGAUACCAUCUGUAAGGGGGUCAUCUCAAGAUGUUCUGCUAGAACCCACAGAAGUGUCCUUCUACUGUACCCUCUGCAGUUAAUAAGGGCAAAACUCCUGAGACACUCGUGGACAAAAGGGACAUAUACUUAGAGAUGAUGAAAUACUUAGUGACUUUGCUGAAUAAAGAGUUCAAUCAGC